CCCCCGUUUACGACUCGUAUCGACAGUUGUUUCGUUGGUUGCUCCGCGACGGCUCCGUUCUUGCUGGUUUUGCCUUCGAACUAAGGCUCCUUAACUAAGCGGAGAUUUGAUAACUCUUGCAGAUCAUGGACACAGAACAGAUUAUGGAGGGCCAGCCACAGGUUCCAGAAAAUCCUCAUGCAGAAUAUGGUCUGACAGAGAAUGUAGAGCGCAUUGUGGAAAAUGAGAAAGCAAAUGCAGAGAAAACAUCAAAGCAGAAGGUGGAUCUUCAGUCAUUACCUACACGUGCCUAUCUGGAUCAGACAGUUGUACCUAUUUUGCUACAAGGACUUGCAGUGCUUGCAAAGGAGAGACCACCAAAUCCUAUUGAAUUCCUAGCAGCCUAUCUGUUAAAAAAUAAGGCACAGUUUGAGGACCGAAAUUAAUUUCAUCUGAAGAGGACCAUCUGAUUACUCAGCUAAAUAAACAUGAAUCAUUGUCUGGUGUACAAAUCCUACAGAACCAAAAAUCUUGUUUACGCACCAUUUCUUGAGCCUUCUUUUGAAUUAUUUAAUAAAAUACCUUACAUUUUUGUUA
Molecule: messenger RNA, 576 nt
Organism: Elgaria multicarinata webbii
Lineage: Eukaryota; Metazoa; Chordata; Lepidosauria; Squamata; Anguidae
Gene: DPY30
Product: dpy-30 histone methyltransferase complex regulatory subunit
Exons: 5
Coding region: 126-425 (99 amino acids)
Cellular component (GO): Set1C/COMPASS complex
Source: RefSeq, a predicted model, not a curated record